Hymenoscyphus albidus is the source of this 1968-nucleotide messenger RNA. Lineage: Eukaryota; Fungi; Ascomycota; Leotiomycetes; Helotiales; Helotiaceae. The record is from the annotation of a GenBank genome assembly.
AUGGACAGACGAAAGAAAGAGGCCGGAAAGAAAGCGGCAGCAGGAACAUCAUCCGACAGCGACGAUGAACCCGUAGAAAUCCCCAAACCCGCUGCCGGUUGGGCCUCCCUAACCGUCAAAGAGGUAGCAAAACAAUGCAAAGUCCGAAGAAUGAAACGGACUGGCAGGAAGGCAUCGCUUGUCGAUCGCUUGGAUGAUUAUGACUCAGAUUUCACGGGUCUGACAGUUCGAGAGUUGCAAGAGAAGUGCCGAAAACGUGGGCACCCAACGAGAGGGACGAAGCGGGAGCUUAUCGAGCGUUUAGUGACGGGUGUGCAAGAGGAGAAGGAAUUGCGGAAGGACAUGGCGGUUAUUUGGGGGAAAGAUCAGAAAGCGAAGGGGAAGGGGAAGAAGAAGAAACCGUACCGGGACUCGGGAUACGAAGACUUUCCAGACGACGAUCUGCGGAAGGAAUUGGCAAGAUUGCGGAUCCCUGUAGCUGUCGAUACUGAACAUGCAAUACUGGUUCGCGAUGUCACCGAGUACUUGGAGGUGAAAUACAAGAAGAUGACCUUUGCCGAUAUCAAGAUCCUGCUUAUCAGAGCGGGUCUGGAUUUUAAGGCAUUCUCGACUAGAGAGAUGUUGAUUGAACGUCUGUUUGUUGGGGCAAGAGCUGUUUUUGAGGCCGAGGAGAAAUGGAACCCAGCUCCUCCACCUCCACCUCCACCGAAGGAGCCAACUGUUAAGGGGGGUACUAAAGGGACAAAAGAUGGUAAAGGGGCAGGAGGUGGUAAAGCGAAAGAUGGCGGUAAAGACGGACGGGGUAUUGAUGAGAACUCAGAUGAGGAGAGAAAUAAGAAGAAGAAGGGUAAGACCACAUCACCAGCAACCGACGACGAUGAAGUAAAGUCUGCGCCCGUGGAUUACUCAAGGUAUGAUACAUUGAGUCCCCAAGAAUUGAGAAGAGAAUGCGUUAGACUCGGCAUCUCGACAGAGUGCCUUCAUGCUGAUCUUUUCAAGCGGAUCAAUGCGCAUUUGGCAGAGAAAUACGAUGGGAUGAGUCAGUAUGAGCUUAGAAUGGAGCUUGUGGGAAUCGGCCUUCCUGUGCAAGGCUCUAAAUUUGAUUUGAUGGCUCGACUGUUUGAGAAUGCUAAACUUGUUAUUUUGGAUGUAGAGGGGGAUGAUGAUGAUGUUUCGCUUGGAAUUUUUAGUGGGAGUGAUACGGAUGAUGGGGGGGCUGGUGGUGAGAAAACGAAGGGAGGCGAUGAACAGGAAAAUCCAGGGAAAAGGAGCCGAAGCACUGAGUCGGACGAUGCGGAGAUUAAGGAUGAGGAAGCGAUCAACAAAAUGAACGUUGACCAACUCAAAGCUGAGCUCAAAGAACGAGGCGAGUUAGUAGGGGGUACUAGAGCAGUGCUUCUGGACCGUCUCAUCAAUACCAAGUGGACAAUCAAAAGACCCAAACCCAAACGAAGGAAGGGCAUGGACGUCUACACGAAAAUCCAACACCAUCUCGAGCCCGGCUCAUAUAUAUUCGAAGACCAUUAUUGGGUAAAAAGAGAUCCUCGAAGUCUCGGCCCACAAUACGAGCUUGUAUACCGGGGACCCAAGACUCCAGCAGCCAUAAUGAACCCUCAAACCUCGAAGGGGCCACGAGGUUGGAUAUGGAAGUAUGCAAGAAGUGAUAGGGUACCGCCAACGCUGGAGGUGACCCCGGAUAUGAAGAGACAGCCGAGAAGACCGUCGCCCGGGACUGCGCCUUGGGGGUGGAAGUGGACGGAUACGGAUGGGAGGUAUACGCCGGAGUUGGUGAAGGAUGCGAGGAUUGAACUUAAGAGGGGAGAGUAUGAUUACACGAAGCGCCAGAGGUGUAAUGGGGUGACUAAGAGUGGUUCGCCGUGUUCUAGGAUGGUGAAUCCGCCGAAUAGGUUUUGUAAGACACAUCAUGAUCAAGGUCGUCUGCCUCGACAUAGGAAGAAGAAGAAGUGA